UCUGCGCGAUCUGGCCGCCGAGCCACACACACCGAUGGGAUGGGAUGGGAGUACUCUAUGAUAAAAAAUAUAACCUAAAACUUUGAUUAAGAAAACCAAAAUGAUGAAUACUGUAAAAUAUAAAGAAGUUAAAACAAAUGGUAUUAAUGACUCGGAAAAAAAGCGGCUAGAAUCAUUGAAGCAAAAGAAAGAAGCAUUUAGGACUAAAGAAUUGAUGGUGCAAAAUGCAUUAAAGAAUUUGGAUAAUAAGUCAAAUCAUAAUAAAAUAAUAUUUGAUGAAGAUAUCGAUAAAGUGGAUCAACCUAAAAUUAAAAAAAAAUUACGAAACCAGAAGCAUAGUUUGUUCAACGACGAUGAUGAUGAUGAUGAUGAUGAUGAUGAUGAUGAUGAUGAUGAUGAUGAUAGAGACAAUGAUGAAUCGUUUUGGGAUGAUAGUAAAUUUGACAUUACAGAAAAGCCUCGUAAAGAAAUUAUUACUUUAGGAAACGACGAAAGGUUUAAAAUUGACAAACAUUUCAUGGAAGAUGAUCAUGUAUUAGAUAAAAAUAAUAUAACAGAAAAUAAUGAUGAGUCUGAUUUACAAAAGGAAAAAGAAUGGCAAAUGGAUAUUUUAGAAAAUAUUUUAGGAGUACCGAUUCAGACUGCUUCGAAAAGCAAAGAAAUGAACAAGGAUUUAAAGUUUCCCAAAAAACAAAUGAUAAGAUACGAUCCUACAAAAAGCGAUCAUAAAGAAUAUGAAAUUAUUGCAGAAAAGUCGGAAGUUGAUACUAAAAAUGUUAAAAAGAAAAAAAGAGCCAAGAACAAUGAAAAUACUGUUGAAAAUUCACAGACAGAAGUAUCAAAAGAUGUAUACUUUUCAGUAUCAGGAUCAUUAACAAAAAGUUUGAAAGAACGAGGCCAGUUUAGUUUACUAAAAACGUGUCCGAAAGAAGAAACCAACGAAAACGAAGAACCGGAAUAUAACAUGUCCACCAUAGACUCCAGAAAAGAAAAAAAAUUUCAAUUUAGUUUUGAUAGAAAAAAUCCAUUCAAGUAUGACUCUUCUGACGAUGAGAAGGAGAAUAAAGAAGCGGAAAAAAAGAUUGAAUGUACAGCCGAUCAAAUGCUUAAAGAGACAAAUAAUUUUUUCUUUGACAUCAAUGAUACACGGUUUAAUGAGGCAAUAAAAUUUUUCUCCGAAGGAGUUGAAUCGGGUGAAAAUUUUAGCAAUCUCCGACAGAAAUUAAAACAAAUUAUGCGUUCAAAAAUUCAAAGAAAUAUAAAGAGAAAUCAACCAGGUGGACGUAAAAGAAAAAUUAAACGUUAG
Molecule: messenger RNA, 1306 nt
Organism: Colletes gigas
Lineage: Eukaryota; Metazoa; Arthropoda; Insecta; Hymenoptera; Colletidae
Product: probable RNA-binding protein CG14230
Exons: 6
Coding region: 101-1306 (401 amino acids)
Molecular function (GO): RNA binding
Source: RefSeq, a predicted model, not a curated record